AUGUAUUGCCUGCGUCAUUCGUCGUGUUCCUCAGUGAAUUACAAGAUUGGCGGAGACGCCAAAGGUCGGUGCGAACUCAACCGAAAAACGACGAAAACGAGGAAUGAAAAAGCGCAUAACCCCGAAUACAUCUAUCUUGAAAAGGUGAGGACAGGACAUGAAGUAAUGCCUUCAGAAGCGAAGCAUAUUUAUCCCCCAUCUUGCAAAGAACUACUUCACAAGAAUACAUCAUUGCCUAAUGGUGUCUACACUCUACAGCAAAAUAUCUCUUCGUCACCAUAUAAGGUAUAUUGUCAUAUGAAAUAUAUCCCAGGAUGCGGAGGUGCAGGUUGGACACUAGUGAUGAAGCUCGACGGAAAGAUGGAAACAUUUAAAUAUAGUUCUUCCUUUUGGACGAACAACGAGACAUACGCGAUACAAGAUGGUUUGGAAGGACUGACUGAGAAAGAAAGCAAGUUGGCUUCGUACUGGAAUACACCGUUCACAAAGAUAUGCCUGGGUAUGUCUUAUAACGGAGACAGAGAAUGGAUGAGCUUCGACUACACCGCAAGUUCGCUGUACGGCGCGAUCGCAGACGGCCAAUUCAGGGCAACCACCGCCGGCAGAGCUGCAUGGAAAUCUCUGAUCGCAGAGUCCUCGCUACAGUUGAACUGCAACGAAGAAGGGUUUAAUGUACUUUUAAGAAUGCGAAUUGGAAUCUUCGCCAAUAACGAAAACGAAUGUUAUUCGUGUGAUUCUUGGCUCGGCUUUGGAACACAGGUCACUGGAAAGACUUGUGGAAAUUUUGCUGUCCACUCACCCGAUAACGGUUAUAAAGAUUUAGCGACAUUUGGAUAUAUUCUGGUUCAACCAUGA
Dendronephthya gigantea is the source of this 855-nucleotide messenger RNA. RefSeq lists its product as uncharacterized. The transcript has 5 exons. The coding region runs from base 1 to 855 and encodes 284 amino acids. NCBI's taxonomy places the organism in Eukaryota, Metazoa, Cnidaria, Anthozoa, Malacalcyonacea, Nephtheidae. The record is from RefSeq and is a predicted model, not a curated record. Gene Ontology annotation, molecular function: oligosaccharide binding.